Molecule: messenger RNA, 1473 nt
Organism: Planococcus citri (citrus mealybug)
Lineage: Eukaryota; Metazoa; Arthropoda; Insecta; Hemiptera; Pseudococcidae
Product: cathepsin D-like
Exons: 9
Coding region: 131-1321 (396 amino acids)
Biological process (GO): proteolysis
Molecular function (GO): aspartic-type endopeptidase activity
Source: RefSeq, a predicted model, not a curated record
GCGACGCGAAGGCACGAGCUCCGCAGUACCGUUAUGUACGACAGUUUGAAAAGUGAAUUAACAAAUCAAGAUAAUCAGUAUACAUUUUGUAUCUUAGAGUGUUUGACGGAUUGCAAAAAAUAAUUCGAUCAUGAAGUUAUUACAUUUACUGGCUAUAUUGGCUAUAUUUUUCAUAAAGACGUACCACGCAAGACAAUAUUUUAUUUGUAAUCCAGAAAUUAUGAUCCCAUGGACACUUUUUCCAAUAAAAGGCCCGUUACCCGCCCCGGAAAUCCGUUGCAGAUAUUACAUUAGUCCAGACAAAUUCAAAAUUCCUCUCAAAUACAACAAAAAUGAAAAUGCAUAUUACGGAGCUAUUUCAAUUGGAACGCCACCAGUGCAGAUGAAUGUUCAGUUUGAUACAGGAUCGUCUUCGUUGUGGGUGCAUUCAACUCUUUGUGAUAGUCCGGCAUGCCCAAAAAAUCGUACUCGAUAUUAUGAUCACAACUCCUCAGAAACGUACCAAAAAUAUGAAAAAGAGAACGAAUCGUCUACCUUAUGGUAUGGUUCAGGAUCUGUAAACGGAAUUUGGUCUCGUGAUACGAUUUCAAUGAAUGGCUACAAAGUGAAUAAUCAACGCUUUCUUGAACCCACGGACAUGUCUGAGCAAAUCUCGAACGGAGCAUACGAUGGGAUCAUGGGAUUAAAUUACAACCCAGAGAGGGAUUCAUUCAACAUUUUGUCAAAAUAUUGCGAAGAACAAGAAAUGCACGGCAAUGGAUUUUCUUUUUAUUUAACCAAAAACGAGUCAGAUGAGAAUGGUGGCGAGUUAUGGUUAUGCGGUUCAGAUAAAUAUGACUACAACUACCAGCUCGAGGGAAAAAUGAAAUAUGUGAACGAAGUAAAAAGUUCCACAGGCCUCUCAUGGACAAUACCCGUAGAAAAAGUUUCAAUUACGAGUGGUUACGGCGACAAAAGAUACACUGAAAUAAUCGCCACGAAUAAUACAGCUUUAGUUGCUACCGGAUCAUCAUUUAUUCAUGGGCCAGAGGAACACGUUACUGCAAUUAAAAGAUCUAUAGAGUCAAUCCUCUCAACGAUGCAAGACCCGAGAUCAAACUUACACCAACUUCCAAACAUAACAUUCACAAUGGGCGGCGAAGAUUAUGUACUCACAGCACAAGAUUAUAUAACUGAAUAUGACGACGCCGACGUCACAAUCGGUUUAUCUAAAACGAAUACUCCAUCUCCAUCUGAAUGGGUUUUGGGAGCAGUUUUUCUUCGCAAGUACUACACUGUAUUCGACACGUACUUUCACCGAAUAGGAUUCGCCGAAAUUUAGGGUUUAAGGUAUUAUUAGACUUUGUGAUAUAGGUUUAUGUAUUAGGUAUUUUUAUAUUUAGUAUCUGUAAGAUUUUGUAGAUUGAUGUGGUCGUUCUGAAAACCAUAUCCUUGAUUUGUCUCAUCACAAUAAACCAUGAGUGCUCGAGAGGA